AUGAUCCCGAGACCCUUGCUCGUCACGCCGCGGAGGUUAUGGCUUAACCUGGUGUUGUAUGGGUCACUUUCCACGUUGAGCGGUUCCAGAACGAGACUGAAGCCGAGAGACGUAUCUGAUGGUGUCGAAUCCAUCUGCGUGAGCCACCGCGCCUUCACAAAGUUGAAGACCUUGACGUUGGAUGGUUUUGACAUCCUAUCCCUCUUGUCUACAUCUCCACGACUGCAACUCCUGCAUUCAUCAACCAGAUGGAUUCCUUCUUUAUAUUAUGGGCACACGUCACGAGUGCAUCCCGAUGUCCGCCAACCAAAACAACCACGUCUCAUUGGCACGCAUAGCACUUCAUCGCUAAUGACUGAGACGUUUUGGGCCCAUGAUGUCUUCUCUUCGACUCAUCCUCCUUUUAGCGCUGAGGCUGGUUUACCCAUCCCACUCUCAGCAGACGAAAUGGUCAAGAUUAGCACACCUGAGCUGAAUUCUACCCAGCCUGCUGGUACUCUAGAACAUAUAAAGGCAGAGAUGGUUCAAGACCAUCCCUAA
Messenger RNA from Fusarium pseudograminearum CS3096, 540 nucleotides. RefSeq lists its product as uncharacterized. The record is from RefSeq and is a predicted model, not a curated record. The transcript has 5 exons. Lineage: Eukaryota; Fungi; Ascomycota; Sordariomycetes; Hypocreales; Nectriaceae. The coding region runs from base 1 to 540 and encodes 179 amino acids.